UCUGUCGAAAUGCAGUAAAGGGCGUUUCAUUUAAGAUUUCGGGAAUGCCCUGCUCCUUAUUUAUUGGUUCACACGUCCAAAAGAACGCCUGCUUAAUUUUCAUUGGCUAUCAUAUGGCCAAUGCCAAUACGUACUCAGUCCUUUGGCGGAUAUAAGGUGCAUAAGGCACAACCCAUUUUUAAAGACAUUUAACUAAGCAUGUAAAGGCACGGAAAGGGGGACACUUCUCAUAGGGUACUUGUACAACGUGAUUUCAGAUACGAUGACGAAAUGGACUGUGUAGCUCGAUGUACUCGAAUACACCGAGCCUGUCUCCAACCUGGCAAUGAAGACGUGUAUUUAUAUAUAAUAUCAAACGAAAGCAUUAAUGUAUUUAAAAAUGUUAUCCACCAAAGUUUGCUAAGCAUAAUUUUGUUUCUUGUUCACUUCCGCAUAAUUUUAGUGUUACAAUCGGAGAAGUUGAGGCGUGCAUUUAUUCACAUAGCACACUGACUCUCCUCAAAUGAACUCGUAACCUCCCAAAAAAUAGAGCGGUCUCUGAUGACGUCAUCAAAGCGACGCCAAAACGGUGCCCGGUGUUUGCGCGGCUCCCUAAUCUUUCAGAUUAAGGAUUAAGAAUUGACGCUCUUGCGGCCUGGUUGCACAAGUGGACAUGUGAAACGAAAAAGAAAAGGUGGUGGUGGAGGUUAAGGGAACACUCGGCCACCAUAGGCUCCCAUUCUAUCAGGAAACACUCUUCAUCUCUGUUCUCCAUGAAACCGUGAGAUUACAUUUUUUUCAUGGCCAUCACUUUCAGACCUACUAGGAAACUCCAAGGAAACACUCACUUCCAGUAACAAGUACACAAAGUGAAGCAGGUGCCAAUCUGUCCAGAGGCAGUUAAAAGUUUAAUAUAAAUAUGAAGAUGUGGUCUAUGAAGAUAUGAGUAAGAGCGAGGAAGGGGACCGUCCAGAGCUACACAGGAACUUCCUUGUCAUGACUACCAUGGAGGAAAGAAUUGUGAAUAUUAAGGAAGAAGACUGUGAGUGGGAAUCUGUGCACCACCAGCAGAACAAUCCUGGCAUUAAAAAGGAGGAGGACUUUGAAUUGGCAAUAGUGGGCAUUAAAGAGGAAUCUGAACAAACAUCUGCUAGUGCUGACAUUCAGAAAAAUGAGCCUGGUAGAGGUGUCAAGGCAGAAGACGUCAAAUCGGAGUGUGUCUGCCGGCAUGUGUCUGCUAAUGAAGAAGGCACCGGCUUAGACCACCUGCAACGUGGGGAUCCCUCACUACAGCAGUGUCCAGUCCACAAGGAGCCCAAAUGUUUGGAGAACAUGGAGAAACUCUCAUGUUCAACUUCAUUUGGGGAAGAUUCACAAGAGACUGGCAACCUCGGCUCAAGCAUGUUUAAUGAGAGUACUGUUCGGCGUCAACCAGAACAAACAUGGCAAGGUGAAAAUCUAAAGAAAGUGACAUCUCUACCAGGAAGUUUGUUGCUGGCCUCAUUCUUUCACUGCUGUGUGCCUGAAGUGAUUCAGAGGGAAUUAGAUUCCAUGAACACCGAAAAGGAACAAAAUCAGAAUUUAGUAGACUUAGAUGUGUGCACAGAAUCGGAGAACACAUCUAAGAAUACUUCUCAAUGCAAAGAUAAGCAGGGUCAAAUGGAACAGAAACCAUAUUGCUGCUCUGAAUGUGGAAAACAAUUUUCAAGUACACAGUGUCUCCAGAUGCACACAAGAGUUCAUACUGGGGAGAAGCCAUAUUCUUGCACUGAUUGUGGCACACAGUUCUCCACCAGCAGCAGUCUUGUAACUCACAAAAGGGUUCACACUGGAGAGAAGCCAUAUUGUUGUUCCAAGUGUGACAAACAAUUCUCUUCAUUGUAUGGUCUUCACAGCCACACACAAACUCACACGGGAGAGAAGUCCUAUUGCUGUUCAGAAUGUGGCAAACAAUUCUCCAGGAGUAGCUACCUCAAGACUCACACAAAAAUUCACACUGGAGAGAAGCCUUAUGCUUGUACUGAAUGCGGCAAACAGUUCUCUAGGAGUAGCCACCUCCAGAUCCACACAAGAAUACAUACUGGAGAAAAGCCGUAUUGCUGUUCUGAAUGUGGCACACGAUUCUCUUCAAGUUAUGGUCUUCACAGCCAUGCAAGAGUUCAUACAGGAGAGAAACCAUUUUCAUGUUCUGACUGUGGCAUACGAUUCUCUUCAAAGUAUGGUCUUCACAGCCACAGAAAAGUUCAUGGUGGAGAGAAACCAUAUUGCUGUUCUGACUGUGGCAAACGAUUCUCUGCUAGUAGCAGUCUUUGGUGCCACCGAAGAAUUCACACGGGAGAGAAGCCUCAUUGCUGUUCUGACUGUGGUAAACAAUUCUCUACAAGUAACAAUCUUCAGAUUCACAGAAGAAUUCACACUGGUGAGAAACCAUAUUGUUGUUCUGAAUGUGGGAAGCGAUUCUCACAAAUGAAUGGUCUUCAAAACCACACGAGACUUCACACUGGGGAAAAGCUUUAUUGUUGUUCUGAAUGUGGAAAACGAUUUUCUAACAGUAGCAAACUUUGGAGUCACACAAGAGUUCAUACUGGAGUGAAACCGUACUGCUGUUCUGAGUGUAACAGGAGAUUCUCAACCAAUGGUCAGCUUCAGAUCCACAUACGAAUUCACACUGGAGAGAAGCCUUAUGGCUGUUCUCAAUGUGAAAAACGAUUCUCCACUAAUAGCAGUCUUCAGAAACACAUAAGAAUCCAUACUGGAGAAAAGCCGUAUUGCUGCUCUCACUGUGGCAAACGAUUUUCUGACAGGGGUGGUUUACGCCAACAUGCGAAAAUUCACACAGGAGAGAAGCCGCACUGCUGCUCUGAUUGUGGAAAACAUUUUUUACACAAAAGCCAUCUUCAAAACCAUAUGCGAAUUCAUACGGGUGAGAAAAGAACAAAGAAAAAAGAAGUGGCGUUAACAGAACCUUGUAAAGAAUAGGUGAAGUCGCAGAAAAUUUCCAAUAAGUAGUGUUAUAACACACACAGGCAAGAAAUGUACAACGGCAAAUAAUACCUUGAGACACCUCACAGUAACCUAGAGGAUCCAAGUAUAAAUAUUGAAAGAUAAUGAAGGAUGUUUUUGUCAAUGACAGUUUAACAAAAACCUAGAACUUCAAGGGAGGAGAAAAUUUAAGAUUGAAAAAAUCUCAAGAAUAUCAUAAGUGAAAGUCCAUAGAACACAUCAGAGUAGAAUGGAUGGUCAGACAUCAUAAACCCCCAUUGGUAGAAAAAACAGUAGCCUGUGGUAAUGGCAAAUAAAAUUAGAAUUGAUGAAGAAAGCUGCUGCUACCUGAAAGGCAUCUGAGCCAGAUGGCGUCCACAACCUGAAGGUACUAACAUUCCUACACCAGAAUCCUGCACACGUGUGACUUAAACCUUCUUAAUAAUAAUUAAGUAAUUGUUUGCAUUUAUAUAGCGCUUUUCUCACUACUCAAAGCACUCAGCAAAUGCAGGUUAAGGGCCUUGCUCAAGGG
Messenger RNA from Polypterus senegalus (gray bichir), 3493 nucleotides. Its product is annotated as gastrula zinc finger protein XlCGF57.1-like. Gene Ontology annotation, biological process: regulation of DNA-templated transcription. Gene Ontology annotation, molecular function: RNA polymerase II cis-regulatory region sequence-specific DNA binding; DNA-binding transcription factor activity, RNA polymerase II-specific. The transcript is spliced from 4 exons. Lineage: Eukaryota; Metazoa; Chordata; Cladistia; Polypteriformes; Polypteridae. The record is from RefSeq and is a predicted model, not a curated record. The coding region runs from base 922 to 2958 and encodes 678 amino acids.